AUGAGAUUCUUAAUUCUGGGCGCCGGAUCUUCGCGAGCAUCUGCCGAAGAUUCCUCCAAGCCGGACACAACGGCGAUGAGCGUAUCUUGGACCCGCACGGUACCAGUGGUGGCACUACUCUGCCUCGCAGGCCUCUUCGGGCUGCUGCACAUGCGGCCUUCGAUGUUGCCGAUGACUGACUCAGUCCAAGGUCAGGAGGUUGCAGGAGCCGCUGCCUUGAAGGAGGUCAGUACACUUCGCGAAGCAGUUUUUCGAGGACAGGAUGAUGUCCUCAAGGCGGUCGACAUGCUGAAACAGGAGUUGGUGCUCCUUCGCCAGUCCAGGUCCGGCGGUGAUUACCCAGCCGCCGGCACUGUCACUUCAUCGCCGUCCACUGUGCCGCCUGGAAAAAUUCAAAGCGCCGCUGUCGCCGACUGGCUGCUGGCUCCCGCCCCUGCCGAAGCAGCGCCGCUGCAGAAUCCACGCACAGAGGACGCACCACCUCCGUCCACAGUGUCUGGAGAUCAGCCAAAGGGCCAGAAUGGGUUGCGGUGGGACAGCAGUGUACUGAAGCGGCAGGAGAGCAUGGCAGAAAGCCAAUACUGGUAUCAGAGGAGGGAGAAGAAUGUGCGUCCCAAUGCGGCCUUUAGCCAUUACAUGGCGAACUGGCCUUGCAUAUGGGGCGAGGAGUACGUCGGCAUCGGUGCUGGAGACGGCAACAAGUGGAUGUGCGGCGCUCGGCUUAUACAAAAGCCCUGUGUCGUCUACUCCUUCGGCUCCAACAGGAACAUUCAGUUCGAGAAAGGCAUCCACAACUUGGGUGUGAACUGCGAAGUUCACAUCUACGACCCGACAUCAUCUGCGCCGCAUGAAGCGAUACAGCUAGGUUUUAAAUACCACCGCACUGGCCUCGGAGGCACUGAUGGCUGGCAGAAUGGGCUCCCUGUCAAAACUCUGGCCACGCUCAUGAGAGAAAACGGUCACAGCCAUCUGGAUGUCCUGAAGGUGGACAUCGAACGCGCGGAGCAUGCAGCUGUCAAACAGAUCGCAAGUGAUGGUUGGCCGUCUGUGGGUCAGUUUUUGGUCGAGGUCCACAUAGACAGCGAUGCCCCGCAAGCGAGACGAGCUCAGAUUGGUGUUGCGAGAGUCAGAUCAGAUGCGACAUCAUGCUGGGACAACCUCGAGAUUCCAAUUAAAGGAGAACCUGUGGUCAAGCCACUAAGGUAG
Messenger RNA from Symbiodinium necroappetens, 1206 nucleotides. Lineage: Eukaryota; Dinophyceae; Suessiales; Symbiodiniaceae. The record is from the annotation of a GenBank genome assembly.